UCUUAUCAGUUUCCCUAAUUCCUUGCUGAUAUGUGGAUUUAGUUCUGUACCGGAAUUAAAUUUAUUCCGUUAUGAAUUAAAAUUAAUUUUAGUAUAUUUAACAUAAUAAUUAUUAAUAUUAUUGUAUAUUAAAAUGUCUAAUUUGAAAGAAGCUGAAGUGGAAUUACAGGAAUUGAAACCAAAAAGGGCUAUAUCAAAAAAUGGCACACCAGAGUACGUGGACGUUCCGAGUCGCGACCACGAUAAAGAUCGAGAUGAAAAGCCCUGGCAACGGGUUGUCUAUGAGGUGACCAGAAAAGGGACACAUUUGUAUGAGCCCGUUAAGUCUAUUCCAAGUACAAUAAUUAUAGUAGUGCUCGGAGUAUAUCUGUUACUCGGAUAUUUCACUCAGCUGAUCGAAGACAAUAUGCCUACACCAUACCAGGAUGCAGACAUUACCAGAGAGAGUUCGGAUAUAUUUAGUGAAGAAUCAGCUUGGAGGUAUCUCUACACAAUCCUGGGCGACGAGCCCAGGGUCGCGGGGACGGAGUAUCACCUAAAUAAGACCCGGGAUUUGAAGAAUAUGCUGGAUCAGAUAGCAGCACAAUCCAGAAUACCAAUUAGGACCGACUGGCAGUUUGUUACAGGCAGUUAUUUGAUGAAUUCGUCUACUCCCUUUUUGAAUUAUUACCACAAUUUGUCUAACGUCGUGGCGGUGCUAGAGGGGGAGAGCGGGUUCAACAGCGACGGCAGUACCCGCUCGUCGAUACUGGUCAACUGUCAUUACGACUCUGUACCUUUUGCGUUAGGUGCGUCGGACAACGUGGUGUUCUGCGCGGUGAUGGCGGAGACGCUGGAAAAGAUGUCGCGGCGAGCACGGCCCUACCGACACAACAUCGUCUUCCUCUUCAACGGCGCCGAGGAGAACCCGCUGCAGGCGAGCCAUGGGUUCCUGCAGCACAGCUGGUCGCGCGGCGCCACCGUCGUCGUCAACCUGGACGCUGCCGGCAUGAACGGCAAGCCCGCCGUCUUUCAGGCGACGGACCUGCGGCUGCUGCGCGCGUUCAGGCGAGUGGUGCCGCGGCCUAACGCGCAGUCGUUCGGCGAGUACCUGUUCCAGUCCGGCGUCAUACCCUCCGACACAGACUUCAGGAUUUGGCGGGACUUCGGCAACAUCAGCGGUAUCGAUAUAGCGUACUCGAAGUGGGGCCACGUGUACCACACGCGGUACGACCACCCGUCGCUGGUGCGGGAGGGCGUCGUGCAGUGCGCCGGAGACAUGCUGCUGCCGCUGCUGACCGAGCUGGCUGACCUACAGGACCUCGAGAAUAAGGUGGAGCCGUCGGGGGCGGUGUACUACGACUUCCUGAACCUGUCGGUGAUCGCGUACUCGAAGCCGGCCGCGCACGCCAUCGACGCCCUCAUAGCGCUGCUGGCGCUGCUCUCCGUCGCCUACUACGCCUGGCUCGUCGGGCCCAGAUGGACGACCGUGCAAGAGCUUCUGUACGCUGUGCUAGGCCGCAUCGCGGCGAUGCUGGCCGGCGUGCUGGCGGUGCUCAUCUUCGUACCGCUGAUGGUCGUCACCACUAUACAAAUGAGGUACCUGUCCUACCCGUGGCUGGUGGUCCCGCUGUACUGGAUGCCGUACCUCGUCCCCGCUGUCAUCGUAUCGCAUCUCUACGACAGGUGGAGGACCAGCAAGAGCGGCUUGAAUCGCUCGAUUCGAGCGCUGCAAGCGAUGGCGGCGACGCGGCUGCUGCUGGGCGCGGUGCUAGUCGUACUGACGUGCGUGCCCAGCUUGACCACGGUGCGGUACGCGCUGUCCUUCCCGCUCAUGUUCAUGUCUUGCGCGGCGAUCGUCUCGCUCACCGUCGUCAGAUACUUCCGGAUGAAAGCGUGGCGCCACCUGGUGCUGGAGGUGGCCCUGUCGCUGCCGGGCACGAUGUUCGCGUUCUCGCUGGUGCUGCGGGCGGACGCCAUGGUGCUGCCGGUGAUGGGUCGCUCGGGGCUGGACCGGCCCGACUACCUGAUCGCCGCCGUCAACCUCGCGCUCGCCGCCCUCACGUGCUCUACUGUCUCUGGAAUCGAACUGCUGUUUUCCCGGCGGCGGCUGUGGAUAACGGCCGGCUUCGUGUCGCUGGUGUGCCUGGUGCUCAUGUUCAUACCGUUCAGCCCGUACAGCGACGACGGACCCUCCACGCAGAGGCAUUACUGGUUUCACUCAGAGAUAAAGUCGCACGAUAUAAACGGCGCGGUGACUGCGAGCACGACGGGCGUCCUGGUGACCAAGCACGACCCCUACAGCAGCGACCGCGUGCUGCCCGCGCUCCGCGACCACGGCAUCUCCCUGCACUCCAGGACUGACUUCUCCGAAGACUGCCAGAGAUACGUGUUCUGCAACCUGCCGCUGUACAGGGUCUCGUUCGGACAGUACUUGAAGGACGCGCUGUUCCUGUACACGUCCGGGCCGGCGCCUUUCGACCCGGAGCCGGGCAUCCGCGUGGUCGGCCGCGACUGCCUCGGCGAGACCUGCACGCUGCAACUCAACAUGACCGCCGCCCCCCACAACAUGGUGACGGUGUGGCCGCGGGCGGGGGCGCGGCUGGCGGCCUGGAGCCUCGCGCCGCGGCUGCAGGCGACAGGCGACGUGGCCGGCCGGCCCUACUACGUCAUGGUGCAUUCGGAGGCCACGUACAAGGGCAGCCUCGACACGCUCGCCUUCAAUCUCACAUUGGUCGUGCCGCUGUCGAUGCAGAAUGGACCGUUGGUGGACGUGUCGCACCACGCACACAAAAUCCACCACCCUAAAGACUACACGACUCAGUUUGCAGAGUUACUGGACGCUAUGCCCAAAUACUUCAACUUCGCUAACUUCAUGACGUUCAGAAAUAAUUAUGUCUUUUAAAUGGAACACUUGACAUGAAUGGGGAUAUAGUACAUUACUGCAGCGGCCAGCAACUGAGGCAUUGAUGGACAAACGUUUAAAUGUGGGCCGAGGCGACGCACACAUACGUGAGUCCAUCAAUGUCUAGUUGUGGCCAAGGCUUGUAUAGUACUUUUCUCAAACAAUGCGCGGAAAUCAAAAACAAUUUUACUUUUUAAGUUCAAUGACGAAUAACGAACAAUAAUAAUUUUUCACGCGCCAUAAUGUUCCUUUGUUGUUUUUUCCAAUAAACAGCUCUCUAUUUGCAAGCUAGUUCGAAAUUUAAAUAAAACCUUUUAUUAGUUACCUCCUUGGUAGCCAUAUUUCGAAGUAAAAGGUAAUUCCAUUUUUAAAUUACAGGACAGAUAUGAGUUUACAUAGUAAUUUAUCUGGCCGCGAAACACGACAGAUAUGGAUUUUCAUACAACUUUUGCCGGCCGCUGCUCGCAUGUAUCUGGCCAGUACGGCAAUAUUGAUUUAUUUCGAAGAAGAUUGUUAAAAUAAUGCUCACAUUUCCAAGCGUGUUUGAGAAAAAGUAUUUACCUUACUCGUUUCGACUACAGUAUUCUCUUUUAAUACCCACAAAUGGGGUCAUUUUGUAAUAUCAAAAAUUAUGUACUUCUAUGGGAUAGACCAGGGUCUUCCAACCUUUCUUUUGUUGAUCCUCCCCGGAUUUAUAAAUAAUAAUGGUUAUUUAAUUAGAUUUUGUUAAAUUAUUUUGUUUAUUUUGUUUAAUUCCGCUACCAUUAGUAUGUGUGUGACUGUCAACACUCGAAGAUUGACCACCACUAUUACUACCAGAAGUUACACAACCUUCCAUGUUAGCCAUCAAUCUCCAACCGCCAUUUUGUUCACGCACGUUUUGCAAUACGUGUUUUAUUUCUAAACGAGGUAUCUUCAGGCAAAUUAUUAAAUCGCUGCUCAAAGGCAAGUAUUAAUGGUUCGGCACUUAAACUGCAUCACAAAUGUUUGAGUGUUGGCAGUCACACACAUACUAACGGUAGCGGAAUUAAACAAAAUAAUUGUAGUUCAACAACCAGUGAAAUCGACUUCUGCAAAAUAGGAUCUAGUUCAAUAAAAUAUAUACCUAAUAUUUGCAUACCCCCUCGAAUUUUAUCAUUACAAAAAAAAAACAUUAUUUUAUCGACUUUUAUUUUAAAUCUAAAUUAUUGUCUAGGUUUCACAUAGUAAAUUUGAAUUCCUUGUCACUAGAUGUCGUUGUACUGAACAGAACGCGAUAUAGUUUUCUUCCAUUUCUUUCUUGUCUAUUUUAAUGCAAGAUUUUUUUUCUGAGUUAACAUCUGUGUUAUAUACAGUCCGUCUAAAUAUAUACAUAUUUUAUAUACUGGUUUUCUUUGCUCUCACCGGACCGAGUUUUGUACAGUUAUAAAAAACAAACCAAACGAACUCAGGCCAUGUUUCACCAAUACAUACAUAUAACAGAGAAGUAAGCAUUAGUUUUUCUUUCCAAAUUAUGCCCUAUUUCGUAUCUUUCUACGUUCCCCUGUUUGGGGAGUUCUAGGCUUGACUGAUCAAAUUAGAUUUAAUAUUUUUUGAUAAGACAGCAUUUCUGGAAACACCGUUGCAGUUAGGCAUGUAAAAAAAGGAGCGAAAGAUUAUAAUUAAGAACAUUUAUAUGCUAUUUCUCAUCCAAAAUACUUCAAACUUUGAAGACGAAGGUCUUCAACCAGCGCGUGUUGCCAGUGAUGACUUAUGAAACCGAAACAUGCUCCUACACGAUUGCCCGUAUGCAGAAGCUACAAGUAACUCAGCGCGCUAUGAACAGAGCUAUGCUCGAAGUCUGCGUGAUAGAAUCCGAAACGAGGAUAUCCGCAAAAGAACCAAACUCACCGAUAUAGCCCGAAGGAUAAGCAAGCUGAAGUGGCAAUGGGCUGGUCACAUAGCUCGAAGAAACGACAACCGAUGUGGAAGAAACGUUCUUGAGUGGCGACCCCGUACGGGCAAACGCAGUGUAGGACGACCCCCCACUAGUGGGAGGGACGACCUCAAAUAUGUAUUACAUUGCAGGGAGACAAUUUAUGGGAGAGAUCUAUGUCCAGCUGUGGACAGAUAACGGCUGUAAUUAUAAUGAUGAGUUUUCAUUAAAAUUGAAUAAUUUGUAAUGAGAAUUUGAAUUUACAAUAUGAACUGCUUACAGCAUCAUUACAAUAUGAUAUCUCUUAUCGUGAUAAUAUUAGUUGUGGGUGAUCAUGGGCGGCGGUAGUCACUUACCAUCAGGUGAGCCGCAUGCUCGUUUGGGCCGUGUUGUAAAAAAAAUCUAUAAAAGGGUAAAUUUAUAUCAAGUUUAUCAAUAUGAAGUCGUUCUCCUUGUAUCA
Galleria mellonella (greater wax moth) is the source of this 5238-nucleotide messenger RNA. Its product is annotated as endoplasmic reticulum metallopeptidase 1-like. The transcript is spliced from 20 exons. Lineage: Eukaryota; Metazoa; Arthropoda; Insecta; Lepidoptera; Pyralidae. Gene Ontology annotation, biological process: proteolysis. The record is from RefSeq and is a predicted model, not a curated record. Gene Ontology annotation, molecular function: metalloexopeptidase activity. Bases 134 to 2884 code for a protein of 916 amino acids.